UGCUGAAAGCGCAGAACGUGUCUGAGCUCAUUUCCAGUUUGUCAACUUCAGGAAGGACGUCCCAGUGGAAGUCCCAGCUGUCAAAGGUUUACCAAAACAUGGCCAACGUGAACCCGGGUUCGACCAGUUCUAGGGCAGUGGCGAUGGCCAGCCACCUGCUUUCCAAACCGACUGUCCGAACACAGCAAGCUCACCUGGGCAGGUCCGUUCUGAAGCUGCGUCGGCAAAUGAGCGCUCUGGCAGCUGGUGGAUACAGCGGGAAUAUCAGCUUGGCACUACCCGAAGAAGACAAGCCCAGUGCGGGCAGAGCCCUGGCAUCCAGCCGGUCAUUGAUGCACAGGGACGUUAAAGUCUUUCUGAACGAGUUGGGCGGAGAUCCACGGGAAGCUCGAUAUUGGUUAACUCAUUUCCAGAAGUGCAGCGCUUCCCAGUCACCGGCUUUUGCAGUGAUGGAGGUGGACGAGGAGGUGUUUGGAAGCAAGGAUGCAGUUCACAGCCUUGCCUUUGGGCUCUCAUUCCUGCAGCGGAUGGAUAUGAAGCCGGUGGUGGUGAUGGGGCUUCCAGAGAAGGAGGCCGAAACUCUCUCUAGUGCCAGAACUAGGCUGGUGCAGAACUGCCGGUCCCUCAUUGAGGCUCUGCAAGAGAACUCCGUCUCUGUCAUGCCUUUCUUCGGUGGGGCGCCACUGCUCCGUGUCGGGGAGACCCCCUCCGCUCCCAGCAGCAGAUGUGAGCGCCCCAUUGAAGUGGACGCUGACCUGCUGCAGUGGAGCCUGAACAUCGGGAACAUUCCUGUCUUGUGUCCAGUGGGGGAGACGGUCAGCGGUCAGUCUGUGCUGCUGGACUCUCUAGCGGUCACUGCCACAAUCUCCAAGACACUCAAGCCCCUCAAAGUGAUGUUCCUGAACAACACUGGAGGCAUCCGCAACAAGAGUCACAAAGUUCUGGGGAAGGUGAGCCUGCCUGCGGACAUGGAGCUCCUGCAGAGUGCAGACUGGAUAAACCCUAAGGACCAGCAGCGGGCCAGGCUCAUUGUGGACCUCCUGAAUCACAUGCCGACAGAGUCCUCCGCCGUCAUCACCUCUGCCAGCACCAUCCUCGCCGAGCUGUUCAGCCACAAAGGUUCAGGGACCAUGUUUAAGAAUGCAGAGCCUGUCCGCAGGUACAACAGCCUGGAUGAGGUGGAUAUUGAUCGUCUCCUGUCUCUGAUCAACAAGUCCUUUGGAAAAAACCUGAAAGGGGAUUACAUUGUCUCUCUGCAGGAACGGCUGCACUCCAUCUAUCUCUCUGAAUGCUACACUGCGGCUGCUAUCCUCACGAAGGAGCCAGUGAAGAGUGGGACCCUCUAUCUGGACAAGUUUGUGGUGAGCAGCAGCCGGCAGGGCCAGGGUGCAAGUCAGAUGCUGUGGGAGUGCAUCCAGCAGGAAGUGACCUCACUCUUCUGGAGGUCCCAGGCCUCCAAUCGCAUCAAUCCCUGGUACUUCAAGCAGUGCGACGGUAGUUUCGUCAAGGGCAAAUGGAUUGUCUUCUGGUACGGGCUGUCAGACAUUCGGGACUCGUACGAUCUGGUAGACUAUGCCAAGAACAUGCCAGAGUCAUUUAACAUCCCAGCAACAGGAGGUCCGGCUGAACUGAUCCUUCCUGAACAUUGCGCCAACUGACCACCCCGCUCGCCUGCUGCCCUGCAUUUGACUGUGGGGUGGGGUGGGGUGGGGUGGGGUAGAGGAGAGGAGAGGAGAGGAGAGGAGAGACGAGACCUCCACAAAGGACCAAAUAAACUACACAGUACAACUUGAGUGCAGGGUUGCCAACUAUUUUUACAAAAACCCACCCACUUCUUCCUAAAAACCUGCCCAAUCAAGUCACCAUUGUAACAAAUAGCAAGUACACUAUUUGCAAUUGUAACUUUGUGUUUUUAUGUAAUUAAUUACCACGGAUCCUAUUUUAGCCUUUUAUUUUAAUUGCGGAAUAAUGUGUUUUAUCUUUUUUUUUUUUUUUUUGUGGAAAACUAGGAUCCCUGGUAAUUACUCAACAUUCACCUGAAAUAGGAAUCAAUCAUUCUUUUUCUUUAUUCAAGUAUAACCCUUGAGAACAAAUUCUCAUCUGCAGUAACACCUGUUUCCAGACUGUGCCUUUAGAAAGUGCUGCGUUUGUAGCCCAAAGUAAUACGCUACCCAUAAUGCAAUAUACAUCAUAUCCAACGAUAUUAUUGUGACAAUGUUUAGCAACAGGGAUGUAAACACUAAGGGCUGUGUAUCAUAAAACUUAUUUUGCUUAAAAAUAUUAAUACUUUAAAUAUUCAAAAUAUACCCAAAUGUAAACCCUGCAGAAAAGCCCUAAAUUAGCCCAGAAAGUAGGCACCUCCCCAAAGCCAUUUUUUCACAACUGGUUGAGUGGCAUUCCUGUCCCGUGUGUGUGUGUGUGUGUCAGCACAUACCCAUAGUCACCUCCAAAAUUAUUGGCACCCUUGACAAAGAUGAGCAAAAGAGACUGUAUAAAAUAAAUAAUACCAAUACUGAGCUAUAUUGUAAUUUUCCAACAUGUGGAAUAUAUUUGACUUUAUUAAUGAUUCAAUGGAUUCAACCAAAAUUACACAUUUCUCAAAUUAUAAAUUUAUUUCCCAAAAAAAAAAUGAAGUGUCACAAUUAUUGGCACCCUUGUUUUCAGUACUUUGUGCACCCUCCCCUUGCAAGGAUAACGGCACCGAGUCAAUUUCUUUAAUGUUUAAUGAGAUUGGAGAACACAUUGGGAGGGAUCUUAGACCAUUCCUCCAUACAGAAUCUUUCCAGAUCCUUGAUAUCCUUCGGUCUGCGCUUAUGGACUGCCCUCUUCAAUUGAAACCACAGGUUUUCAAUGGGGUUCAAGUCCGAAGACUGAGAUGGCCAUUGCAAAAUGUUGAUUUUGUGGUCAAUUAACCAUUUCUUUGUGGAUUUUGAUGUGUGCUUGGGGUCAUUGUCUUGCCUGAAGAUCCACUUGCGGCCAAGUUUCAGCCUCCAGGCAGAGGCAACCAGGUUUUUGGCUAAAAUGUCCUGGUACUGGGUAGAGUUCAUGAUGCCAUUGACCUUAACAAGGGCCCCAGGACCAGUGGAAGCAAAACAGCUCCAUAACAUCAAAGAUCCACCACCAUAUUUUACAGUAGGUAUGAGGUUCUUUUCUGCAAUACGCAUCCUUCUUUUGACACCAAACCCACCGCUGGUGUGCAUGGCCAAAGAGCUCUGUUUUCGUCUCAUCUGACCAUAGCACCAGGUUCCAAUCGAAGUGCUACUGCCCUUUAGCAAACUCCAGGUGCUUACGUUUGUUGUUUGCUCUCAAUAAAGGCUUUUUUCUGGCAACCCUUCCAAAUAGCCUAUUGGCAUGGAGGUGGCAUCUAAUUGUAGAUUUGGAGACUUGGUGACCCCAAGAUACAACCAAGUUCUGUAAUUCUCCAACUGUGGCCCUUGGAUUUCCCUUUGCCUCCCGAACCAUCUGCCUCACUGUGCGUGGGGGCAAGAUACACUUGCGUCCUCUACCAGGCAAGUUUACCACUGUUCCAGUGGUUUUGAACUUCUUAAUUAUUGCCCUAAUAAUGGUAAGUGGUAUAUUUAGUUUUUUAGCUAUUGUUUUGUACCCAUUGCCUGAUUUAUGAAAGUCAACAACCAUUUGUCUCUUUUCAUGUGUGAGUUCUUUGCCUUUUCCCAUGGUGAUGGAUGACAAAUGGAUUUCAUAUGCGUGUUACCUUAUUUUUAUACCCCAGUGAAACGGGAAGUCAUGGAAGGCCACAAUACAGUUCCUUAAGACUGAGAUGAACUUAAAGAAGUAGAAUGUUAAUGCAGAUUUUAUUUUAUUUAAAAGAAUCUUUAGGGGUGCCAAUAAUUCUGACACUUAUCUUUUUGAGAAAAAAUGUUUUUACUUGUAAUAAAAAACUUUUUUCUCUGAGCAAUUGUAUUAGAAUAAAAGAAUAUGGUUUUCCGAUAUAUUUGAGCAUAAAAUACAGCUCAUUACCUGUGGUGUUUAUUUUAUUCAGUCUUUUUUGCUCAUCUUUAUCAAGGGUGCCAAUAAUUUUGGAGG
This is a messenger RNA of Acipenser ruthenus (sterlet), 4044 nucleotides long. It is a transcript of the gene nags, whose product is annotated as N-acetylglutamate synthase. NCBI's taxonomy places the organism in Eukaryota, Metazoa, Chordata, Actinopteri, Acipenseriformes, Acipenseridae. The record is from RefSeq and is a predicted model, not a curated record. Gene Ontology annotation, cellular component: mitochondrial matrix. Gene Ontology annotation, biological process: L-arginine biosynthetic process. The transcript is spliced from 8 exons. The coding region runs from base 99 to 1658 and encodes 519 amino acids. Gene Ontology annotation, molecular function: arginine binding; L-glutamate N-acetyltransferase activity, acting on acetyl-CoA as donor.